This is a messenger RNA of Melampsora larici-populina 98AG31, 1884 nucleotides long. RefSeq lists its product as uncharacterized. NCBI's taxonomy places the organism in Eukaryota, Fungi, Basidiomycota, Pucciniomycetes, Pucciniales, Melampsoraceae. The record is from RefSeq and is a predicted model, not a curated record. The coding region runs from base 1 to 1884 and encodes 627 amino acids. The transcript is spliced from 5 exons.
AUGAAUGGUAACCGAUACAUCAAACAUCAAUUCAUGCGAAUUGAUCCUUCACCGCUUAAUUCUCCCCAUGUCAACUCUCUCGUUGGUUUCGCCUGUCCCACCUGCCUCGAGAAUGGGAAAAUCACCCCGAUGAAAUACAUCGCGUACAACUAUGCAAACGAUAGUUGGUGCGUCGCGUGUGGUAUAACCCCCCCGAAACCACCCCCAAACAGUGGCCUACCCAAACCCAGGGGACACUUCUAUCGCACGUGGCUGGGCCCCCAGCUCAAGCAGGAAAUCGCGUCCAUCAAUGCUGGCCUUUGGCCUCCAAGCCCAUUUGCAACUCCUGCCUCAGCUUCUGCGAUUACUGCCCUCAACAACGACGCUCCUGAAGAACGACCUACUGCUAGCCAACAAAUCCUCAACCAGUUUUUGCCGGCGCCGUUACCCAAAAACCCUUCCAAAGCCGCUGAGGUCUUGUGCCGCGGUGUUGAUGGUCGGACUGGUCAGGCCCAUUCUCGACAAGUUGCUCGCAAAGGCAACCAGCAGUGUGUGUACCAAGCUUGUGCUUCGGUCAGUCUGCACCUAUCACUGUCAUGGUUGUUCCUCAUUCGUACAUUAAUACCGGAGAAUCUUCAGUGUUGUCAAACCCUUGGCACAUUACCCUGUGGCGCCAAACGACACAAGCGCGAAACCGGCGGUGGCGAACCUGCGCUUUCCGUCAAUCUACCAGCCCCGGCACCAUUACCCUUGCCGGCUUCAAUUGCGCCCACACAACCUGGUCCUUCCUCCCAGGGCCUCUCGACUACCUCCACCCACCGUCGGAUCACGCAUCAAAGUGCUCAGACUGGUGGUAAGCUGGCUCACGAACUUACCCAAGAGCAACUCGCGGCACUCUUUGACAUGAGGGCAGCCCGUCGUGAAGAGAUGAAGACGAACGCACGUCUAGCAACGGAUUCAAGUAAGGUAGUUGACGUUAUCUGGUGGUCAGAGGCUGGUCAGGAUCCGCAAGUAAUCACGUUUGAAGCACCCCAAUGGCCCCGGUUCAUGUUCACUCAGUUUUCAUCUUUGAUCACCGAAGCCACUGUGAAGGCUAGCCUUUCUGAAGGCACCACAUGGACGCGCAGGCUUUCACUCUGGGACCCAAAUUUCUUGGCAUGGCGUUCGGUCCCCAUUGAAGUGCCGAACCUCCUGCCCACAUUCCCUCGCCAGAUCUUUGUCAAGCUUGACCACAUCGAUGCGAGCAAUUGUCCCCAGCUCGAUAGGAUGCUCUAUAGGGCAUAUGAGAGUGACGAGACCUUCACUAGCGGGCCAAACAUCCCACAUGCGUCUGGCUCACGCCUAACCACGACGCCCAUAUCAACUCCUUCUCAACAAUUGCCUCAGCGUCAACAAUCGCCUUUCCACCUUCAACAAGAAGAUGUCCCCGACGUGAUCUGGAUCCAAGACCAGUUCACAUCUGCCGGGCCAUCUAUCGCUAAGUCCAACACCAAUCAGCCACCUAAAACAUCUACCACCCUAGUGCUUGGCCAGGCCAAAAAAUUACCUUGGCCUAACGAUGAGGCGCCCUUGCAUGAUGUGGUGGAUUGGGUCGACCUCACCAAAACCUCUGGUUUGGCAAGGUUGAAGUCGUGGAAAAUAUCAUUUGGGGAAAAUUUUACAGCAAGUGAAAGCACAAUCUAUCGCUACCAUAGGUGGAUCAAGUUUAUCGAGGAUGUAGGAGAGGGAAGGAUUGCUGCAUGGGAACAUGCGCAGAAGGCCGUAGGCACGCCAGUGACUAUUGAGGCUGCUCGGAAGGAAUUUAGCCUUGAGUACCAGGCAGCUGGAGCACCUCCCAAGCGGAAGGACACGAGUUCUAUGCCAGAGGUGGAAAAUCUUCGUAAGAAGCGAAAAUUGGGUGAAUGA